AUGAACCCGUGGCAGUGGAUGCAGAUGGUGUCAGGUGCACCUACGGACGCAGCGUGCGCCCCGCGCCCCGAGGUGGGCAUGUCCCUCCUCUCGACGCCGCCGGCGCCUGUGCCAGCGGCGGCGCUCAAGCAUGAUAUGGACCCCACGACGACGGCGAUGCUCGUCCCGCCGUACGAUGCGGCGUCACUUGAGCUGCAAGUCAUGGGCGACGAGCCGUGCGACACCGAGUCGGUGAUGAUGCGGCCGCGGCACGCAACGACGAUCGAGAUCCCACUGCGUCUCGCAUGGCCACUCAUCGAGGCGCCGACGAAUCCGUACGUGGACCUGCCGCGCCACCUGCGCCACUACGGCCUGGAAGCCGAGGCCCUCGAGUUUGCGCGCUCGCACGCGACAUGCGACUUUGUGCUGGAAGCGUUCCUGACGAUGCACAAGCUGCCGCGCCAGGAGGCAUCGGGCGCCUCGCUCGUGAGUCAGGCGGGGGAAGAGCUGCUGCAUGCGCUCGAGCAGGCCCUGCGUGCGCGCGAGCCGAGUGUGCAAGAGCAGCUCGCCUGCACGGCCAUGGCCGUGGCAGCUGUGCCUCCCGAGCACGUAGCGCUUCCACCGAGUGUGUGCCUGCCAUGGACGAACGGCAUGCGCUCCCUGCCGAUGCCAGCGAUGCCGACGCACAUCCUCGCCGUGUGUGCGUCGACCAUGUCCACCGAGUUCGGCCACUGGGCCUCGACGCCGUGCACGCUCGUCCCGGUCCACUGGAUCGUGUAUGUGCUGCAGUGCACGCAGCUGCCUGCUGUGCCUGCACAGGCGGCAGCGGCCGCUGCGUCGCAGGGCCAGGUUCCCCUCGUGCCGCUCGCCGUGCCGUACCCACAGCACUGGGCGAUUCUGCACCGCUGGCUGUAUACCCGCGACAUGGCUAAACUCUUGGCGAGUCUCGUGCCUCUCAGCGCCGUGCUGCAGUACGUGCAUGGCCACGGCACCGAGGGUCUCGGUGCGUCUGCGCCGCUCGAUGCGCUGGCGUGCGUGUCGCUUUCGGUGCUGGUGCGACUCGCGCUACGGAUCCGCGCUACGUGGCACAAUGCGCAGAGCGUCGGGAUCAUCGCCGAGGCGUUUUGGACCACCCUCGCACGAGCUUGGGACAUGGUCGUGCAUGCUAUGGUUCUGCGCAAGGCACGCGUCCCGCCGCGUGUCGUGCCGGCCAGUGCCUAG
This is a messenger RNA of Malassezia restricta, 1200 nucleotides long. RefSeq lists its product as uncharacterized. The coding region runs from base 1 to 1200 and encodes 399 amino acids. The transcript has a single exon. NCBI's taxonomy places the organism in Eukaryota, Fungi, Basidiomycota, Malasseziomycetes, Malasseziales, Malasseziaceae. The record is from RefSeq and is a predicted model, not a curated record.